AUGGAUUUCCCGGUUUGAUAUGUCUUGUAGCUGAUGUGCACAGCACGCGACGGUCGGAGAGUAACCAUACAUCCGGCCGCCAAGCGGCAGGUCAUUACCCGAUUGAGGGCCGUAGUGGUGGAACACAAUACGUCCGCGCUUAACGCAAAACCGGACCAGAACAAAGUCUUCGACGCGAUGGAGCGAACAAUCGCUUCAUACCGACGGAUCAGUACAUCAGUUUCGCCGACUGGUGCUUUGUGCAUCGCGCGCGCCUCGAUGUGCUCCCCUUAA
Molecule: messenger RNA, 273 nt
Organism: Heterotrigona itama
Lineage: Eukaryota; Metazoa; Arthropoda; Insecta; Hymenoptera; Apidae
Source: the annotation of a GenBank genome assembly